CCCCGUACCUGAUUUGAUUGAGUUUGUUAUUAUUGCUCCUCGUGGAGCACCACUGACCAUACCGGAAAUAUUCCUACGACCACUCACCUUUGCUUCCUGGAUGCUUGUGCUAGUGAUCGUUUUGUUCAGCUUUUUAGUGAUGUGGAAUACUGGGCAAUAUUUUCGCAACGAUCUGAUUUUGCUGCCAUUCUGUGGCAUCGAGCGUUACAAUCUGAACGAAACCAGAGCAUUGGAAAAGAUGAUUGUUGUAGGCUUGAUGGUGUUUUACUUUCUGAUACAAAGUGGAUAUGAAUCAAUCAUCAUUUCGUUGAUCUCAGAAGUUCCUUUUCAUCCAGAUAUAGAAACGUUAGAUCACCUAAGAGAAAAAUCCAUGCCACGAUCAAUGAUGCAGGAAAUAUUUCACAAGCAUGUAGUAACUGUUUUUGAAUCAGGUUUGUUUCUGCGUUGGUAUUCUCAUCGCCAACACAUGUAUACGACACGUACGAGUAAAGAGGGAGAAAAUGAAGACGGAGAUAUAGUUAAAUUUAAUGAUCUAGCACCAUUUUGGGCUGUUGUUGGUAUAGGAUGGACGCUAAGUAUUGUUGUGUUUAUGUUAGAACGUUUUACAAAUCUAAGUAUGGAACUUAAGCUGAAAGCACCGCAUAUUAAACGCAUUGAAAAUUAACCAGAAAUACAAAAAAGAAAAAAAUCAAACGAUACAUAACGAUCUAUUACAUCAAAACGCAUCCAUUCCUGUCAAUACACUGUGCUAAAUUAAAGAAGCCCUGUUUUGCAAUAAUUAUGGAUUUACAUUGCCGAAUACUUACUUACUUACUUAACCGGCGCUACAACCGCUUUGCGGUCUUGGUCUGCCUCAGGAGUGUCCGAAACCGCUCACGGUCUCGCGCCCUCUUCUGCCAGUUCGUUAUCCAUCUUGCCACCUCAAUUUGGGCCUACCACGCCUUCUCUAUCCUUGUGGACGACCUAAAAAGACUUUACAGGCUGGGUGGUCCGUUUCCAUGCGUACAACAUGUCCAGCCUUACGGAGCCUGGCGAGCUUGAUACACUGCACGACGGUGAGGUCGCCGUACGCCUCGUAUAGCUCGUCAUUACAGCGGCUCCUCCAUUGUCCUUCCACAUAUACGGGGCCAAGUAUGCUUCUGAGCAUCUUCCUCUCGAACGCGGCUAAGAGGGUUUCGUCAGAUUUGAACAGUGUCCAUGUCUCAGAGGCGUAUGUGAGUACCGGUACUAUAUAGGUACUAUAUAGUCCCAGCUUCGUCCGUCGCAACAGGUUCUUUGAAGUAAACUGAUUUUUCAGGCUGUAGAAUGACCGGUUGGCAGCCAACAUCCUUGCGCGCAACUCAGCUUCCAUGCUAUUGUCGUAGCUGACCUUUGACCCAAGAUAGGUGAAUUGUGGGACGAGUUCAAAAUUGCGUUCACCUAUCUGUACGUCACACCUACGUAGUUUCUCGCAGGGUCCACUGAUGUUGCCACCAUCAGUUUGGUCUUUGCCUCGUUUAUCUGCAAUCCGAGGUUCUGUUAGACCUGCUCGAUCCCUUGAUGGGCUUCUGCUACAUAGGAGAGCCGCAGACCAAUGAUGUCUAUAUCAUCAGCGUAUGCCAGGAUCUGGGUUGACUUAUAGAAGAUGGUUCCCGUAGUCUCCACCCUCGAGUCGCGGAUGGCCCUCUCUAGUGCCAGGUUGAAUAGGAGACAAGCAAGCCCGUCCCCCUUGCGCAGACCUUUGGUGGUAGCCAAAGGUCCUGAGAAUUUUCCAUCCACCCUCACCUAGCAAGUAACGUUGGUCAUAGUCAUUCUAACUAGCCUUAUCAGUUUGACCGGGAUUCCAAAUGAGCUCAUAGCGUCGUACAGUUUUACCCUGGUUAUGCUAUGCUGGCGAAGAGAUGGUAUGUGUCGUUUCUGUACUCAGCCAUCUUCUCCAAGAUCUGUCGCAUGGUGAAGAUCUGAUCAGUGAUUGAUUUUCGCUUCGGCAUCCUCUUUGAUAGUUUCCUACUAUCUCUUCGACGUGCGGGACAAGGCGAUCCUGAAGGAUCAGGGAGAAUGUUUUAUAGGCGGUAUUCAACACCGUAAUACCCCUGUAGUUGUUGCAGUCCAACCUGUCUCCUUUCUUGUAUACGGGGUAGAUGAUGCCGAGAUUCCAAUCACAAGGAAUCGAUUCGCUAUCCCACACCUCAGUAACAUUUUGAUGAAUCUCGUUUUCUAAUCAUGCACCUCCAUUCAUGACCAGUUCAGCUGCAAUUCCGUCGGUUCCAGGUGCCUUGUUAUUUUUCAGCCGACGGAUAGCCUUUUGUGUUUCCUCUAUGCUAGGUGGCAGUAGCAUGAAGAUAGUGGCUAGUGGAGCCUCUAGCUGUUCAUUAACCUGGUCGUUGAGUAAUUCCUCAAAGCUCUGAGCCCACCGCGAGAGGACC
Messenger RNA from Anopheles coluzzii, 2405 nucleotides. RefSeq lists its product as uncharacterized. The record is from RefSeq and is a predicted model, not a curated record. NCBI's taxonomy places the organism in Eukaryota, Metazoa, Arthropoda, Insecta, Diptera, Culicidae. The transcript is spliced from 2 exons. The coding region runs from base 101 to 664 and encodes 187 amino acids.